GAGCACUCGCACUCCCUCGGUCACACUUUCUGUCGCUACAGCGCUGCCACUCCGCCACGGCAUCUGUGGAUGACUGAACGAGCUGGCUGGUAGGAUGGCUGUAUAGAUUGCACAGACGAAUACAUCGAAGUCCUGACGUCCCAUUACCCGCACUUCAUCGCUCAGCCUUUAGCCCAGCAUGGCGCAGAACAACCAGGUCCUCCCUUCCAAGGAGCAGACCCUCUUCCGGCACCUCGUCCAAAACUACGAGUCGAAACAGUACAAGAAGGGUCUCAAAGCCGCCGAGCAGAUCCUUCGAAAGCAUCCCAACCAUGGCGACACCCAGGCCAUGAAAGCGCUGAUCCUGUCCGCACAAGGGAAGAGUGAUGAGGCCUUUGAGCUUUGCAGAGCCGCUCUCAAGAACGCCAUGAAGUCGCACGUCUGCUGGCAUGUAUAUGGCUUGCUGUACAGAGGCCAACGUAAUUACGAAGAAGCGCUCAAAGCCUACCGAUUCGCAUUAAAACUCGACCCGGACUCGGUGCAAAUACAGCGCGACUUGGCGAUGCUGCAGAUCCAGAUGCGGGAUUAUGAGGGAUAUGUGCAGUCGCGGCGGGCCAUGUUGACGGCCAGACCGGGCUUCAGGCAGAAUUGGACCGCACUGGCCAUUGCGCUGCACCUGAGCGGUGAUUUGGUUGGCGCGGAGGAUGUGCUGCAUCGGUAUGAGGAGACUCUGAGGCAGCAGCCGAGUCGGAGUGAUAUGGAGCAUGCGGAUGCGGUGCUGUAUAAGAACAUGAUCAUCGCGGAGAGAGGCGAUCACGAGAAGGCGUUGGAGCAUAUCAACUCUAUCAUGCGAACUGCGCUUGACAAGACGGCGGUCAUGGAGAUGAGGGCAGAAUAUCUAUUGAAGCUAGAUCGGAAAGAGGAGGCGAAGGAGGCUUACACUAAGCUAUUAAAGCGGAAUCCGGAGCAUCGUGCGUACUACGAAGGGCUGGAGAGGGCGCUCGGCCUUGAUCGGAGCAACGGAGACGAUCAUGAGAAGCUCGGCGAGAUGUAUCACGGCUGGGCAAUGCAAAGCGAUAGGAUCGAUGCCGCCAGACGAAUACCGCUGGACUUCAAGCAAGGGGAUGCGUUCCGGUCACACGCCGACAAGUAUCUGCGACGAAUGUUCAAGAAGGGUGUACCCAGCACAUUUGCAAACAUGAAGCAGCUAUACUCGGAGCCGGCGAAGAAGGCUGCGGUCCAAGAACUAGUUGAAGGCUAUCUUUCCGAAGAACCACAAGUCAAUGGUGGCGCUGAGAAGACGGAAGAGACAAAUGGCAGUGUAGAUGGCUCGCACAAGGCCGAGGCGAAACCGAAGACCGACCCAUCAAUAACAUGGCAAAUCAGUGUCAACUACUACCUUGCCCAACACUACAACUACUACCUCUGCCGCGAUCUUGCCAAGGCCGAACAAUACAUCGACAAGACUAUCUCACUCAACCCGUCAAAGACGGACUACACCUACCACAUGACUCGCGCCCGCAUUCUCAAGCACAGAGGCAACGUCUCCUCCGCCUCCACCGCCAUGAACGAAGCCCGGGAAAUGGACCUCAAGGACCGCUACAUCAACACCAAAUGCGCCAAGUACCAGCUCCGCAACCACCAACAUACUGAUGCGAUCUCCACCAUGGGUCUUUUCACCCGAAAAGAAGCCGUCGGCGGCCCACUUGGUGAUCUGCUGGACAUGCAGUGCGUCUGGUUCAUUACCGAAGACGGCGAGAGCCAUCUUCGCCAAAACCAUCUCGCGCUCGCCCUAAAGCGCUUCAGAGCCGUUUACGACAUCUUCGUCGCCUGGGAAGACGACCAGUUCGACUUCCAUUCCUUCUCCCUCCGCAAAGGCAUGAUCCGCGCUUACGUGGAUAUGAUAAGGUGGGAAGACCGCCUACGCGAGCAUCCCUUCUUCACCCGCGCCGCGCUAUCCGCUGUUCGCAUUCUGUGCAUGCUGCACGAUAAUCCGGAGCUGGCCAAAGGGAAUCUGCAGAAUGGGGAGAGUGCGGAGAAUGCUGCGGAGCGGAAAAAGGCGGCUAAGAAGGCGAAGAGGGAGGCGGAGAAGGCUGCCGAGGCAGAGAAGAAGGCGAAGGCAGAGAAAGCGACGGCGAAGGCGGAUGAGGGUGGGGAGGUCAAGAAGGAGGAUGUGGAUCCGGAGGGCAAGGAGGGGUUGAAGGUGGCGGCGGAGAAGCCACUGGAAGAGGCGAUGAAGUAUCUGCAGCCUUUGCUCGAACUCAGUGGUGGGCAUGUGGAUGGGCAGAUCGCUGGGUUUGAGGUGUACUUCCGGCGGAAAAAGUACCUUCCCGCCCUUAGAUGCCUCCUAGCAGCGCAGCGAAUCGAUCCCGAACACCCCAAGAGCCACGAGCAGAGUCUGAAAUUACGGCAUGCCCUCGGCAACCUGUCGGAACCUCUACCGGAGAAGGCGAAGCAAGUUACCGAUUCCGAGUUCCUUUCCAAGCAGCCUAAGGACCAGUCAAUAGAAGCCGUCAACGAAGAGUACCUCGCCAAGCACAAGGACAGCGCAUCGCACAUACACGCUGCUGUACGCGUACGGCAAGUGUUACAGCCUGAGUCUGCUGAUGCCAAGGCGAGGAGUGUAGAGGACCUGGUGCAGUCGUUGCGGUGCGAAAAUAUAAUGCUGCGCCAAGCGGAGGACGGGUUGGCUGUCUUGCUAGAGCUGGGUGUUGAGGUGGAAGCGAGGGAGAAGUAUGUACAGGCGGCGCGGGAGAGAUGGCCGGAGGCUACGGUGUUCGGGGCACGGUAGCAUCCGCCGAGCGCGAUGUUGAUCGGG
This is a messenger RNA of Baudoinia panamericana UAMH 10762, 2797 nucleotides long. RefSeq lists its product as uncharacterized. Gene Ontology annotation, molecular function: protein binding; protein-N-terminal amino-acid acetyltransferase activity. Bases 179 to 2770 code for a protein of 863 amino acids. NCBI's taxonomy places the organism in Eukaryota, Fungi, Ascomycota, Dothideomycetes, Mycosphaerellales, Teratosphaeriaceae. The record is from RefSeq and is a predicted model, not a curated record. The transcript is spliced from 2 exons. Gene Ontology annotation, biological process: N-terminal peptidyl-methionine acetylation. Gene Ontology annotation, cellular component: NatA complex; cytoplasm.